GAAAAAAUUGGGGGAAAAAGGAUGGCCGUUGCUAGAGCCACAACCAGCAUGAUUCUCCGAGCUUUCAAUUCCCGCCAUUUCCUUUCUUCUUCCUUUACGCCGCUGUCCUUCUCGCCGUUGAGCUCCACCGCUCUUCAAUUCACCCAUCGGAAAAUCAGCUCCGCCAAGUUCAUCUGCGCGGCAGCGUCCUCCGACGACAAGAAGGUCUCCGCUCGACUAUCGCAAGUUCAGCAGCUACUCCAUGAAGCCGAGGAACGGGCUAGCUUCGCCAGCGACGAACCUACUCCUCGAAUCACUCUCGACCACGUAGCUGUUAGCUUCGCUAGAAGUGGUGGCCCUGGAGGUCAGAAUGUGAACAAAGUGAACACCAAGGUGGACAUGCGAUUCAAUGUUAAGAAUGCAUACUGGCUAAGCGAGAGGAUCAGGGAGAAGAUAUUGCAAACGGAAAAGAACAGAAUCAACAAAGAUGGUGAAAUUGUCAUCUCUUCAACAAAGACCAGGACUCAGAAGGGUAAUAUUGACGAUGCUUUGGCAAAACUGCAGGCAAUCAUUGAUGCCGCUUCUUAUGUUCCACCACCUCCUUCAGAAGAGCAGAAGAAGAAAAUUGCAAAGCUAGCUGCCAUAGGUGAGCAGAAGAGAUUGAAAAGCAAGAAGGUUAUCUCGGAUAAGAAAGCUUUUAGAAGAGGUCGAGACAGCUGGGACUGACUGCCUGAUUAUCGAUACUUGUAGGGCUACCAAGUACUAAUCACUCUCUCAACAUUUCUUCUUGAGUCCCUCUUUGACGUUUAGAUUCAUUAGUCUUGGAUUUCCUCAUCAUUCACUUCCCACUUGACCAUCAUUAUAUGCCUGUGAUUGUAGGACCUCCAGUAUAAAAAAACACCAGUACCAGCAUACAUGCACUGGUAAAGCAAGGCUCAAACUAGCGAUUUUUCUGGUAGGCGGAGUUGCCCUCUGCAGCUCCCAGAUUCCACACGCUGUUACGAAAUUCGAAGGCGAUGAACCAUUCGUAUGGCUCGUUUGGAUCUAAUAUUGUUGAAAUAGGUAUAUUGUUCAAAGGGGAGACAUUGUGUCAUGAAUUUAUCUUGAAACGGGUAUGGCGCUAAAUUGUGUAGUUUGGAUUGAUAGAGAUAAAGAAAAACACCUUUCAUAUAUAUUCCUUAGUAAGGUAUUUUGUUUAAUUAUCUCUAGUUAAAAUGGAUGUGUCAAAUGGUACAAUGUUUCUACAACAACCGCCUUACAUUAUACUGAGAAGAAUAAUGUCCAUUGCUUAUC
Messenger RNA from Linum trigynum, 1272 nucleotides. Lineage: Eukaryota; Viridiplantae; Streptophyta; Magnoliopsida; Malpighiales; Linaceae. The record is from the annotation of a GenBank genome assembly.